Talaromyces marneffei is the source of this 1899-nucleotide messenger RNA. RefSeq lists its product as uncharacterized. Gene Ontology annotation, biological process: endoplasmic reticulum unfolded protein response. NCBI's taxonomy places the organism in Eukaryota, Fungi, Ascomycota, Eurotiomycetes, Eurotiales, Trichocomaceae. The transcript has 2 exons. The coding region runs from base 1 to 1899 and encodes 632 amino acids. The record is from RefSeq and is a predicted model, not a curated record. Gene Ontology annotation, molecular function: protein binding.
AUGGAUAGUGCUCCACUAGAGGGUUCGGCUUCUUCCACGUCGAAGGAAGCUUCGACUAUUUCUUUAAGGAUAUUGUCACCGUCGUUUGAGUCGAAUCAGCGCCUAUCAUUCGAGAAGCUCGCGGUAUCGACAACGGUUGGAGAAGUCAAGAACCUUAUCGCACCCCUCGCCCCCAAUCACCCUACACCAGAACAACAGAGACUCAUCUACCGCGGACGACCUCUUUUGAAUAACAGUGCUACUCUUGAGAAUAUUUUGGAGUCUCCACUAGACACGGUACAUACUUUACAUCUUGUUCUACCCCCUGGACCCGAGCUUUCGAACAACAUAUACGUUGCUCCCGACAGCGGCUUGCGCUAUAGACACCCUCCAGGCCGGAGCCCCAAUCUCAAUGCGAAUAGUUUUACAGAUACAGCUGCAGCUACCGGCUCGCAAGCACCAGGGCACACCUCCACUCUCCCACCUUUUCCGGGACUUAAUAAUCCGAUGCAGACAUCAACUCCGGCUCCAAUUGGUCAACCGUCAAACGAAGAAGCAAUGCGACAAGCUCUCGAGCAACAUAGGCGCAGGGCAGAAGAGCUGAACCAGGUUGUCGAUAGAGCCAGAGCUCUGAUCAACACUCAUGCUACUCGGAUGCGAUUUCAAGGACUGAACAUACAACGCCAUGACAACACUUACGGUCUGGCACCUCCACCGCAGGUCACAGAAGCGCCAAUAGGAACGAAUCCACAAGUACCUAAUGCACCUACUCCCAAUAUAAAUACUCAUCCGAACCAAGGAAUCACACAGAGCCUGCUGCUAGCCCGGAUCACAUCCCAGAUCAUGCUACUGGAGCUUGAAGUCGAACGGGGUUCAGCGCCCUCUAUUGAGUCUAUUGCAGCGGUUCGCAAUCAGCUGUACGCUAUUCUCGACACUCGUUACCGCCACCCCUCAUCAGGUCCUCGGGGCGUCGAGAUUGAAGGGCUUCUGUUGCGUUUGCAAAAUGUCCACGCUCGCGCUUUUCAGAUUCGUCAAUCUGAGCACCUCCGCAGCUUGUCCGGGGUGAACACCAGCACAACCGGAAGCAGCGCUCAAACUACUCAAGCUUCGGAAUACUAUCUCAUCACAACACCCUCUGGCGAACAGAUGAUUCUAACACCCCCUCCACCUUCCACAACACAGAACAUUCCAGAGACCAGUCUAGUCUUUCCAGAUCAACAACCACCGGCUAGGGACGAAGUUGAUCCAUUAGGCAUGGUCCCCAACGAGGUCUUACGCAAUGUCGUCCGACAGGCGGUUCUGGACCAACUACCGGUACAACACAACAACAACGACCAAUUUGCGCGAAACCUUCGACGCUUUUGGCUCUUCAUGCGUCUAUAUUUUUUCUGCUAUCUUUUCACUGACUCAAACACCUGGGAGCGAUAUGUCUUUGUAGGGCUGGCCGCACUUGUUGCAUUGUUCUCCGAAUCCAGGAUCACAAGCCAUCUGUUCAGCAUCGUAGUACAACCACUUCAGCGCCAUCUCGAAGGGUUAAUUCAUGGCGAGCCUCCUGCCCAAACGCAGCAAGCCACUAACGGUAUCAAUGAUGAAAACAACCAACCUACAGACCAGAAUCGAGCACCUACAGGUCGCGCCCAGUGGAGCUUUCGACGCAUUGAACGUGCCUUUGCUUUGUUCAUUGCCAGUCUCAUUCCGGGUCUAGGGGAACGACAAGUGGAAGUGCGAAAUGCAGCUGAAGAAGCAGCACGUGUUGCCCGAGAACAGGAACAAGCUCGUAUAGACGAAGCGAAUGCGCAGAAUGAGGCACAAGGGCAAGGAGAUGCAACAGCUAAUGAAGGCGAAGAACCUCCAGCAGCUACAGAGGCGCCUGGUAUUGCUGAGCAACAGCAGCAGCAACAACAACCAGUCCAACAAUAA